GGACACCCAGCAUGGCCUGGCGAGUGAGGUCGAAACUCUGCUAUGGUCAAAAAUGGAUUCUCCUUUUCUCCCCCGUCUUCCUCCUUAUCCUCAUCAUCUCUGUCAUGGUGAUCCCCCUGCCUCCGCCUCUGCCAUGUCCUGACGCCAAGUGGCGGCUGUCGCGGGCCCUGAGCUCCAUGAGGGAGUUGGGACUCAGGCCCGGGAUUGCAGACCCCCCUCCAGCCCCCGCCCUCCAGCAGCGUUCCUCGCGGAGGAGCAAGAAUCCAGUGGCACAGAAACAGAGUGUUGCCAGCGAUGACGAUCACAGGAACAAAGCAAAACUGUAUGCAGACAUCCAGAGAAGUAGAUACAGAAACAGAGGCAGUGCUUCCAAGAGAAAAGACCCGACGGACGGCGUCCAGUCAACCAGACGAAGUCAACAACCUCCCCUCUCAGAGUUUACAGUCAACAACGCUGAGAUCAGGCAUCGAAUUAGGCCAAGCAGCCGCAGUUCUGUGGGGAAGCGCACUGCAGAGGCAUAUACUUAUCUUGAGAGGAGGCCGACCACAGUAGCACUUAACUCUUCCCAAGCAGAUAGCGCGAUGAGCGUGGGAGACAGACGGGCAGACACGUGGACGUACGAGAGCCCCCGCAGGAAUGCAGACAGGCAAACACACGACAGCCGUGCGAGCGUGAAGCCACAGCAACAUCGAGCUUCGGGAAAAAAACACAGACAGGCAGCAAAGCACUCUUUGGGGAAAUUUGACAAUGAGGUGAAGGAGCAGCUUCCUGUGAAAAGGCCGUCCAGGGAUCACAAAGCAUCCCAUCAUCCCACAGAAGAGGUGAAGACGAUGUCCAGGUCAGAGGACCACAGAGAGGCCUCCUCCGAGCUCGGCGCCGCUGCGAGGGACGGAGGGGACUGGUGUCAGAGCUUCGGAGAGGAGGACUGGUCGGACGGUCAGGGGAGGGUGAGAUCCAGUAGAGAUCUGCAGCCCCCGCCCUGGCUGAGCCAGGACGACCUGAAGAAGAUGGAGCUCCUCUCCGAGGGCCAGGUUGUUAGUAAAGCCCGGGUACCGGCGCACGGACAAGUUCUCCAACGUGGCCCUGGGCGCGGCGGCCCUGCGUCCUCCCACGGCGAGCGUUGCCAGCAGGGCCGCUGCGCGCUGAUCAAGCGGCCCGAAGACUGGUACGAGGUGUUCGCCUUCCACCUGGACCGAGUCCUGGGACUGAACCGAAGUCUCCCCGUGGUUCUGAGGACGUUUCACAGCGACAUCCUGCCCUACCGGUACACCAGCGGUCCCCCGAGACCCGCCGUGUGGUGGGACCCCGACAUCCAGCACGUAGCCGACGCAGACAACGACCAGAACUCGGUGCCGCUCAGCUGGGUCCAGUAUCAGCAGAUGCUCCAGGCCCGGUGUGGCAGGGAGACGGAUCUGCUCUCACAGCCCUGCAGGGGAAUCCAGCACUCGGAGUGGGGGAGACUCGCGCUUCUUGACUUCUUAUUACAAGUAAACGACCGCCUGGACCGGUGCUGCUGUGGGUUUACACCUGACCCUGCAGACCUGUGUGUGGAGAAUCUGCUGCACGCCAAGUGUGGCAACAGCAAGGAUCUCCUACUCGUUCACAUCCUGGUGAGGAGGGCCGACCCCUCCAGACUGGUGUUCAUAGACAACGCGGGCCGACCCCAGCAGGCCCCCGACAACCUGAACUUCAGGCUGGUGCAGGGCGUCCACCAGUUUCCAGAGAAAGCUGUGUCGGUGCUUCGCUCCGGCUGCCUGGAAAGUCUUCUGCUGCGCUCCCUGCACACGGACCGGGAGUUCUGGGACAGCCGUGGGGGGGCGGCCGGGCUCAGGCCCCUCAUCCACGUGGUGGAGCAGAGGGGGAGCAUCCUGCUCCAACACAUCAGAGACCGGAAGCUGGGGCUCAAAAGGGACCUGUGACUCCGCUUGGCGGACCAAACUGGAGCUCAGAAUAAAUGUUGCAGCUUGAUAAGACGAGAUUUCUUCGGCACCUCAGAGCAAUCAAAGAUGGACCGCUCUGGAGCAAAACGGCCUCCCAAAGUCAUCAAGCUUGCAGACAUGAAAUGAUGCUGGAAUAUUGCAUCUAACUGCAGUGACAGAGUCUUUAUAUGUGCAAUCAAAUGGUGUCAAAUGUGAUUUAU
This is a messenger RNA of Cololabis saira (Pacific saury), 2140 nucleotides long. RefSeq names its product Golgi-associated kinase 1A-like. Gene Ontology annotation, cellular component: Golgi apparatus. The record is from RefSeq and is a predicted model, not a curated record. The coding region runs from base 12 to 1919 and encodes 635 amino acids. The transcript is spliced from 6 exons. Lineage: Eukaryota; Metazoa; Chordata; Actinopteri; Beloniformes; Belonidae.